Brassica oleracea var. oleracea is the source of this 465-nucleotide messenger RNA. RefSeq names its product glycine-rich cell wall structural protein 1.0. Bases 1 to 438 code for a protein of 145 amino acids. The record is from RefSeq and is a predicted model, not a curated record. The transcript is spliced from 3 exons. NCBI's taxonomy places the organism in Eukaryota, Viridiplantae, Streptophyta, Magnoliopsida, Brassicales, Brassicaceae.
AUGGAAAAGGAGAGCGAUGACACUGAUGAAGAACAUAUACAGUUCAUGUUUAGAGUGAAAGACCAGAUUCUUCAUCCUCGUCCAGAGAAGAAGUGUAGUGGCGGAGGCUACAUGGUGGCUCCGGGGAGCAAUGGUUCUUCUUACAUUUCAAGAGAUAACUUUGAGAGUGAUCCUAAAGGCGGUAGCGGUGGUGGAGGGAAAGGUGGUGGCGGUGGUGGUGGUGGUGGAGGGAAAGGUGGUGGUGGUGGUGGCGGUAGUGGAGGAGGUAGGAGCGGUGGUGGUGGCGGUGGGGGAGGGAAAAGUGGUGGCGGUAGUGGCGGAGGCUACAUGGUGGCUCCGGGGAGCAAUGGUUCUUCUUACAUUUCAAGAGAUAACUUUGAGAGUGAUCCUAAAGGUUACUUUGAUAAUCUGCAUGGCAGUGGACAGGGGAGCAAGUGACCUUGGUCUGUUUAUUUCACUAUUUAU